This is a messenger RNA of Brassica rapa (field mustard), 696 nucleotides long. RefSeq names its product 60S ribosomal protein L28-1. The record is from RefSeq and is a predicted model, not a curated record. Gene Ontology annotation, molecular function: structural constituent of ribosome. NCBI's taxonomy places the organism in Eukaryota, Viridiplantae, Streptophyta, Magnoliopsida, Brassicales, Brassicaceae. Gene Ontology annotation, biological process: translation. Gene Ontology annotation, cellular component: ribosome.
CCGGCGCCACCAUUAACCCCGAGUCUAGCUCUCACUAUCUCUCUCCCUCUCUCUCUCCGAAAUUUCACGGUGUUUGGAAAUGGCGACAGUUCCAGGACAAUUGAUCUGGGAGAUUGUUAAGACCAACAACUGUUUCUUGGUCAAACAGUUCGGACGAGGCAACGCUAAGGUUCAGUUCAGCAAAGAGAAGAACAACCUCUGCAACCUUAACUCCUACAAGCACUCUGGUCUUGCAAACAAGAAGACAGUGACCAUCCAGCCAGCUGACAAGGAACAAGGUGUUGUCCUCGCCACCACCAAGACCAAGAAGCAGAACAAGCCUAAGGUCUCUGUCAACAAGUCUAUCCUCAAGAAGGAAUUCCCCAGGAUGUCCAAGGCUGUUGCUAACCAGGUGGUUGACAACUACUACAGGCCAGACUUGAAGAAAUUCGCUCUUGCCAGACUCAGUGUCAUCAGCAAAAGCAUUAGGGUUGCCAAGUCCGGUGCGAAGCAAAGAAACCGUCAAGCUUAAGCUUUUUUCCAGAAUAUGUUCUUUUUUUCGAAAGUUAAAAGAUUUUGCUGAACAAGUUUUAUCUUAAGUUGUUUUGUUGAAUCAUAACACUAUUCUCCUUUCCAGGAGUUAGUUUUUAUUAUGAUUAUGUUACUUGUGUGUGUUUUGUUGGAUCUAUUUUAUCAAAUCAAGAACUUGAUAAAACC